Rhinopithecus roxellana (golden snub-nosed monkey) is the source of this 1075-nucleotide messenger RNA. It is a transcript of the gene C13H21orf140, whose product is annotated as family with sequence similarity 243 member A. Lineage: Eukaryota; Metazoa; Chordata; Mammalia; Primates; Cercopithecidae. Bases 101 to 856 code for a protein of 251 amino acids. The transcript has a single exon. The record is from RefSeq and is a predicted model, not a curated record.
CACCGCUGUAAGAAAGCCCUUUAUGAGGUCAUCAUCCCCCACUUGCCAUCUCUCCCCAGAUGCAGACAUGCAAGCUUUUAAAAACAUUUGAGAAGCCACCAUGCCUCGCUUUGCAAGCCCUCUUUUAAGAAACAUCAUUAUCAGAAGUCAAUUUGAUGGCAUCAAGAGGAAGCAAUGCCUCCAGUAUCUGAAAACACUGAGAACACUGCAGUAUGAUGGAUUUAAGACUGUAUAUUUUGGGGAAACCAGUAUCUCAGAAAGUCUAGUAACUGGGGAAGAUAUUAGUGAUGGAUAUUUCAUACAAACCCCAACUUGGUGUAUUGUGCACGCUGCGGGUAGUCAAGGAUGGGUGCCUUGGAAAUAUCGGAUGUUCCUAAGAGAUGAGCUGUGUAUCAAACAAGAAGACAGCCUCUUCUCUGAGUUCUGUGAUGUGGUGAGGAAGGCCUAUGGAAAGUGUGUCAUCGUGGUCAAAGAGAGAAGACAGCAGGAAGAGCAGAGGCCAAAGGAAGACAGAGAGGCUGAGGGCCAGUUCUAUAUCCCUACAGUCAUUAACUUAGCAAGCAUUGCGUGUUGCCCAGAGGUGGCCAAGUCCUAUGGCCAUGAACUACUCUCUCUGCCUUCCCCUUGUAAUUAUCUGAACCCUUUAGACUCAGCCUGGUCUUCUCUGAAAUGGUAUAUCAUCAAUAACAGAAAAGAGUUUUGUUUGCAGUCCAUUGACAGUGUCUAUUCUUACGAAUGUAUACUUUUCAGCAGUUUAAUUAGCAAAGGAAUUGAAAGGAUAAACCCAAGCAAGUGGAGAACAUUAACUAGCAAAGUACGGAGAUGGGAAAACUACUAUCUUGGGAAAUUUUCCUAAGGGCGAUUCCUCCAACAAGCAGUGAGGAUGCUACAAGUCUGGUCUUUACCGUCCACUCUGUUGAGAUGGAUUCCAUACCACUGCAGCCAAAGAUACUUCAACAGCGACCCCACAGGGGUGCUGCGAGAACUGACUUGUUCCUGAGGAUGUUGGCAAGCACUUUGAGUUUACUAGAAGUUUCACUAAAAUGUAUUGGUAAGAUAGGGGUCUCGACUCUUA